Messenger RNA from Phialemonium atrogriseum, 570 nucleotides. Its product is annotated as GAF domain-like protein. The transcript is spliced from 5 exons. Lineage: Eukaryota; Fungi; Ascomycota; Sordariomycetes; Cephalothecales; Cephalothecaceae. Gene Ontology annotation, cellular component: cytosol. The record is from RefSeq and is a predicted model, not a curated record. Gene Ontology annotation, molecular function: L-methionine (R)-S-oxide reductase activity; protein binding. The coding region runs from base 1 to 570 and encodes 189 amino acids.
AUGGUUCACGCAGAUGCGUCUAGUUUUGCCUCCAAUGUCACCAAGGAGGAGGCCUACAGGCAAGUGCUUGAGCAGGCCGAAGGGCUGUUUAUAGACCAAAGAAACUGGUUCCUCCCUCUCCUUGAUCCUAUCAGCAAUCUCGCCAACACCGCCUCCCUCCUCUGGCACGCCUACAAAUCGCUCCCCUCGCCGAGUAACCAAGUAAACUGGGCCGGCUUCUACACCCUCGACCCCUCGACCCCCCAACAACUCAUCCUAGGCCCCUUCCAGGGCAAGGUAGCCUGCCAGACCAUCGCCCUCGGCCGGGGCGUCUGCGGCACCGCCGCUGCCGACCGACGCACCCAGCUCGUCCCCGACGUCCAUGCCUUCCCCGGCCACAUCGCCUGCGACGGCGACACCCGGAGCGAGAUCGUCGUCCCCGUCCUCGCCUCCCCGGGAGACCAGGACGGCGACCAGCGGCUGGUCGCCGUCCUCGACGUCGACUGCAUCGCCCGAGACGGCUUCGACGACGUCGACCGGGAGUGGCUGGAGAAAUUGGCCGCUCUGGUUGGGCGGAGCUGCGAUUGGUGA